This is a messenger RNA of Cucurbita maxima (winter squash), 1423 nucleotides long. RefSeq names its product ribonucleoside-diphosphate reductase small chain-like. Gene Ontology annotation, molecular function: oxidoreductase activity. Gene Ontology annotation, biological process: deoxyribonucleotide biosynthetic process. The record is from RefSeq and is a predicted model, not a curated record. The transcript has a single exon. Lineage: Eukaryota; Viridiplantae; Streptophyta; Magnoliopsida; Cucurbitales; Cucurbitaceae. Bases 248 to 1237 code for a protein of 329 amino acids.
CGAAUCGUAUCAUGAAAUCUUCCACAAUCCCCAAAUUGCCCUUCCUUCUCAUUCACUCUCUUCUUCCGCAAGCUUCCUGCAAAAUUUCAAAAUCUCCCGCUCCAAUUUCUUUUUGGAUUUACGAACUUCUCUUUAAUCUUCCUUCCCCUCCCUCUCGCUUAUAUAUAAUCUCAUCCAUUAGUAGUCCAAUCCACCCAUCAAUUUUCCCAAUCAUCUCUUUCAAUCCUUCCAUCAAACAUUUGUAACCAUGCCUGCAAUUUCAGAGGAGCCGUUGCUCGCCCCUAACCCCGAUAGAUUCUGUAUGUUCCCCAUUCAAUAUCCUCAGAUUUGGGAAAUGUAUAAGAAAGCCGUCGCCUCCUUCUGGACCGCCGAGGAGGUUGAUCUUUCUCAGGAUCUUCGCCAUUGGGAAGCUCUCACCGCCGAUGAGAAGCAUUUCAUCAAACAUGUUCUGGCCUUCUUUGCCGCUUCCGAUGGCAUUGUUCUGGAGAAUCUCGCCGGCCGGUUCAUGAAGGAGGUUCAGGUCGCGGAGGCGAGAGCGUUCUACGGCUUCCAAAUAGCAAUUGAGAAUAUUCACUCCGAGAUGUACAGUUUGUUGCUCGAAACCUACAUCAAGGACUCUGUCGAGAAGAACAGGUUGUUCCAUGCCAUGGAGACUGUACCUUGCAUCACGAAGAAGGCCGAGUGGGCGCUCAAUUGGAUCGACGGAUCCAAGUCCUUUGCAGAGCGGUUGAUAGCAUUCGCCUGCGUGGAAGGCAUCUUCUUCUCCGGAAGUUUCUGCGCUAUAUUCUGGUUGAAGAAACGCGGGCUGAUGCCUGGAUUGACAUUUUCGAACGAAUUGAUAUCUCGAGACGAAGGCCUGCACUGCGAUUUCGCGUGCUUGUUAUACUCGCUGAUGAGGAAGAAGCUGAGCGAGGAGAAAGUGCAGGGGAUCGUCCGGGAGGCAGUGGAUAUUGAGAGGGAAUUCGUUUGUGAGGCAUUGCCGUGCGCGCUGGUGGGGAUGAAUGGCGAUCUGAUGAGUGAAUACAUCGAGUUCGUGGCAGAUCGGCUGCUGGUAGCCCUAGGGCACAGCAAGAUUUACAAUGUGCAGAACCCGUUCGAUUGGAUGGAACUGAUAUCGCUGCAGGGGAAAACAAACUUCUUCGAGAAGAGGGUGGGAGAUUAUCAGAAGGCAUCUGUGAUGUCGAGCUUGGAUGGGAUCGGAGGGAUACAUGAGUUCAAGAUGGAUGAGGAUUUUUAGAAGAUACGAUACCCUUCUCUCUAUAACACCCACUCUGUAUUUAUUUCUUACUUCUGUUUCUGCAAAUUUCAUGUUUGAUAAUGAUAGUGCCUGUCGUUUCUUCAUUCCUAAGAAGCUUGCACCUUUAGGGAAUCAUGUAUUUUAAAUUAUUCACAAGAAAUAGAAGCACUUUAGCAUUUCAUUACU